This is a messenger RNA of Fonsecaea erecta, 624 nucleotides long. RefSeq lists its product as hypothetical. Lineage: Eukaryota; Fungi; Ascomycota; Eurotiomycetes; Chaetothyriales; Herpotrichiellaceae. The record is from RefSeq and is a predicted model, not a curated record. The coding region runs from base 1 to 624 and encodes 207 amino acids. The transcript has a single exon.
AUGGCCACCCCCAAACACGCCUCCAUGUUCCUCACACAGGUGCUGCAGCCCGCCCGGAGCCAUCUGAUUCGUCCCAAUCCCCCGGCCGAGAGCAUGAACCACGACCACGAAGGCGCAAAAGAGAAGGAAAGAGAUGUCUCCACAAAUCCUCCACCAAAAAAAGAAGGCCUUACACAGCGGUUGCAGAUCCCCUCUGGUUGUCGAGGUUUGGUUUUCAUCAUCGCCCCGACUUCGCAGGAGGAUGGGAACCAACGUGGAGAGUCUGGCGACAGCGAGGGGACGAUCACUCUGCACAGGCAGGGUGGUUCACUUCCCGUCUGGCAUGUGCACGAAGAUCACCUUGACGCCUUUCUCCGUAACGUCGAUGCAGCGUCCCUCCCUCCGCAGACCGGCCACGCCCAUGGCCUUGGCCUCGGCUUCGAUCUGUCCGAUGAGGGCUAUCCAGAGUUCCCUGCCACGGUUGUCGGGGACACAUCGACAGAUCGGGCUGUGCCGGAUGAAGAAGCUGGCCUGACCGAUCAGAACGACGAGAGCGUGCCACACCAAUGCACCCGGAUCAGUCUUCCCAGCCGAAUGAAAACACUCUCCACUCAAGAACGCACUGAAUCUCGGGUCGGUCAGUGA